Messenger RNA from Cygnus olor (mute swan), 2344 nucleotides. RefSeq names its product CYFIP-related Rac1 interactor A-like. NCBI's taxonomy places the organism in Eukaryota, Metazoa, Chordata, Aves, Anseriformes, Anatidae. Gene Ontology annotation, molecular function: small GTPase binding. The transcript has 10 exons. Gene Ontology annotation, biological process: regulation of actin filament polymerization. The record is from RefSeq and is a predicted model, not a curated record. Bases 1139 to 2224 code for a protein of 361 amino acids.
GCAGGGCGGGCGUGGGGAGGGGACCAGAGCCACCGUGGUGGUUGCUCCCCAGAAGAUGGGGACGGGCACAGUGUCCCCGAGCAGCCCUGUGUCCCCAGGGGGCAGCCCCGGAUGCACCCCGCAAAGGGCUGCAUGGGGCCGGGGAACAGGGCCCAGACCCCCAGAGAUGCCCCACGCCUGAGAGCACCGCUCCCCGCGGGUCCCGCGUGGGGACACGUCCCCAGCGAGUGGCAGGGGUGCGGGAGACAUCCCGGCAGCAGGACCUGGCCCAAGAGGCCCUAAGGCAGGUGCCUGUUGCCGUUUCAGCUGGUGGCACCGGGCGGCCAUAGGGCACGUCCCCACCACCUCCACGGCGGGGACAGUCCGGGGGCUGGGGACAGGAGGGAGGCAGGGGACGGAUCGGUGCUGCCCGCCAGGCCAGGGGAGGGGUGUGUUGGUGGCAGCCUGCACCCGUGGGACGGGGCUUGGGGACCCCGGUCCAAGCUGGCCCUGGGCUAACUGGGCCAGGGGAACGUGGCCUGGGGUCGCUGCAGGCUGCGUGUGGGGCGUUACGGGGGUGCCUGGCUCGGCGCAGCUCCGUGGCCCCCCUUCCUGCCUCUCCCCCUCCUUCCUCCAGGGCUACAGCUCAGAGCAAGAGCGAGGGGUAUAAAAAUAGUGCAGCAGCAACCACCAGCCCCGGCCCGGCGGGGAGAGGGUGUGUGCAGCUCGCUGCGCGUCCCCAGCACCGGCACAUCCCAAAAUAGCCGCAGGGGCCGGGGGGCUGGGGCCCUGCAGCCAACCCAGACCCGAGGCACGGGACCUGCCCGGCUCCCGGUGGGUCCUUUGGGUGCGUGCAGCCCGCGACCGCCCCCAGCCCUCUCCAGCCCCCUCCUCCCAGGGGGACGGGGCUGUGGGUGCUCCCCAGGACCCCCGGUUUUGGGGCCAGCUCUGCAGCGAGAGGGGAGCCACCUGCAGCCACGACCGUGGGACUCGCUCACCGCAUCGCCCUCCUCGCCGGAGCCCGGCAGCUCUGCUCUCCCUUCGCUCCUUCCUCUCCAUCACCCCAUCCGCAGCGCCCAUCUCCAUCGGGGGGAAGAGGCUGCAGCCGGGGCUGGGAGCUCCGCGGGGUCACCGGGAGCGCCUCGAGCCCCCGGCACACAUGGGGAGGACGGGGCUCUCGCCGCCGCUGCCCACAGCCCAGCACCUCUUCCCCGAGCACCACCUCACCAUCACGCUUUUUUCCUCUUGUUUCUUCUCUUGCAGGUUUCACAUGGGGAACCUUCUUAAAGUGUUGACUUAUAACGAACUUGACCAAGGCCCUAAUUUUUUCCUUGACUUUGAAAAUGCGCAGCCGACGGAGGCCGAGACGGCGGUGUGGAACCAGGUGAACGCCGUGCUGGAGGAGGCGCAGGGCGUCCUGGCCGAGCUGCAGUCCUACACGGGCGCUGGGCAGGAGAUCCGAGAGGCCAUCCAGAACCCCGGGGACCUGCGGCUGCAGGAGAGGGCCUGGAGCGCCGUGUGCCCCCUCGUCGCCAAGCUGAAGCGCUUCUACGAGUUCUCCCUGCGGCUCGAGAACGCCCUGCGGAGCCUGCUGGAGGCCCUCACCAGCCCCCCGUACGCCCCCACGCAGCACCUCGAGCGGGAGCAGGCCUUGGCCAAGCAGUUCGCUGAGAUCCUGCACUUCACCCUCAGCUUCGACGAGCUCAAGAUGACCAACCCUGCCAUCCAGAACGACUUUAGCUACUACAGAAGGACCAUCAGCCGAAAUCGAAUCAACAACCUGCAGCUGGAUGCGGAGAGCGAGGUGAACAACGAGAUGGCCAACAGGAUGUCCCUCUUCUACGCCGAGGCCACCCCCAUGCUCAAAACCCUCAGCAACGCCACCACCAAGUUCGUCUCGGAGAACAAGACCCUCCCGAUCGAGGACACGACCGACUGCCUGAGCACCAUGGCCUGCGUCUGCAGGGUGAUGCUGGAGACCCCGGAGUACCGCAGCCGCUUCACCAACACCGAGACCCUCCUCUUCUGCAUGCGGGUGAUGGUCGGCGUCAUCAUCCUCUAUGACCACGUCCACCCCGUAGGGGCCUUCGCCAAGACCUCCAAGAUCGACAUGAAAGGGUGCAUCAAGGUCCUGAAGGACCAACCCUCGACCAGCACCGAGGGGCUCCUGAACGCGCUGAGGUACACCACCCGGCACCUCAACGACGACACCACGUCCAAGCAGGUCCGGGCCCUGCUGCAGUGAGCGCGGUGCCCGCGGGCCGCGUCCGCCACCGCGCACGUCACCGAGUUAUCUACGCCCAUGACCAUAGUGCUCGUUUGUACAGGGGGAGAAGGGACAGAAUAAACACACAGAAAUGUAAAA